AUGUGGGGAUUAUUGAUCAGAUUUAUCUUAUUAGGCGUUUGUGCAAAAGAAGUGAUUAGCAGAAGAGUGGAUAGGAACAAUGCCUCUUACGAGGUAGAUGAUACCAUAAAAUCAUCGGUAUGCCACUACAGCGACCCAAAUGUUGCCGAUUGUAUCCAAAGAAUGGCGGAACAAGCCAGGCAUCUUCUAGCAAAGGGUGUGCCAACCCUGGGUGUCCAACCUUUGGAGCCCUUGAAGGUCCCUAGCAUCAGGUUAAGGCAACAUAAUGUUCCAAAGAAUGCCUUCAAGUAUGACGCCUGGCUCUCUGAUGUUAUGAUCAGUGGACUAACAAACUUCACGUUUAAUAAAUUAGACGUGUACCCUGAAGAUCUGAAAGUGACAGCCAACAUAAGUCUGCCACACCUGGUCAUGACUGGCGAAUACGUAAUUCUGGGUGAAUUCCAGAUGUUGCCAGUCGAGUCCACCGGAAAAAUGUCCGCUAACUUCUCAAUGUGCACCGCAGCCCUGGUAGCCUUAGGUGCGCGUGUGCAUAAGCGGAUGGUGAUCCGAGACGCGGACGUCCGGCUGAGAUGCAGCGACACGGUCAAAGCUGACCUUAACGAGGUGCAUUCUACUACCAAUGAAAUGGAGAUGAUAACAGACCACAUUGCCAAGAUGCAUUCCUCGGAGAUAGUGAAAGAGAUCCAGCCAGCUGUUGAGACAUCCCUGGCGAUGGUCCUGGAGGAUAUCGCCAAUAAAUUCCUCAAACAUAUACCUUCGGAGAUGGUCUUCCCAAAUAAGUAG
Molecule: messenger RNA, 783 nt
Organism: Amyelois transitella
Lineage: Eukaryota; Metazoa; Arthropoda; Insecta; Lepidoptera; Pyralidae
Exons: 5
Coding region: 1-783 (260 amino acids)
Source: RefSeq, a predicted model, not a curated record